This is a messenger RNA of Adineta steineri, 2556 nucleotides long. NCBI's taxonomy places the organism in Eukaryota, Metazoa, Rotifera, Eurotatoria, Adinetida, Adinetidae. The record is from the annotation of a GenBank genome assembly.
AUGUCUUCAACUCACGCACAUACAACUGGUGAUAAUAUUGCUGAACAAGCAAUAGACAAACGUGAUGAUGAUAUUGCUGAACUGAUAUAUGAAAACGGUUCGAUUGGUAAGAUAAUGUUUUAUUUAUGAAGGAUACAUGAUAAUCUAGCAUUAGUUCGAAGUCUCCUUAACCAUAUCGCUCUCAUUUCCAUAGAUAAAUAGCAACCAACAAAGAAUUAAAAUUGUUUUUUGUCCAGUAAUAUGCAUUAUUCAGCAAUAUCUAAAUAAGAAAACCAUAUGAUUAUUAGAGUAACAUGUACAAAAUUCACUUCGUAGUAUUUUAGUAAUAUAUUUGACUGAAAAAUAACUUAAUACUUUUAUUAAACAAAAAUUCUAUUAGAAGUCAGUUAGAAAUAUAUUGAACGGUAUAUUUCAAUUUUUUCUAUAGAAAGAUAUAGAAAAAUAUUGACUUCUUAUAACACUCUGUUAAGAAACAUGUGUUAAAUAUAUUACAAUAGUCAGGUUUAAAAAGUAAUAAGAUUUCAAAACAUAAUAAACGUAUCUGACGCGAGUUAUUUAUCUGAUUUUGAAAAACUUACCAUCCAGAUAAUGUUUUUAUAGCCAGCUAUUUAUUUAUUAAAUCUUGAGAAACUUCGUUGAUCAUUCUCUUUAAAUAUAAUUUGAGAUAAAAUAUUUGAACAUUAAUUCAUGUUAAAGCAUUCGAGUAAGCUCUUUAAAAUGGUUAUUCAGAUUUUUACAUCCCACUGUCACAUUAUAAACAAGUUUGUAGAAGAAAGAGCAACAUUCUAUAACAAAUAAAGAAAAUCCAAUAAAAAAAUAAUGUAUGUUUCACAGAGAGUAUUUAGUAAAAACGAAAUAUAAUAUUCUAAGCAAAUAAAAAUAUCCAGAUAGCGUUCAUAUAUAUUAGUCAUCGCUGUCAUUUGAGUAUCACAAUAUUCGUUCAGAAGUUAACGGGAAAUACCAAAACACUCCUCAAAAGCUUCACUAUUAUAUUUUAGAUGCAUAUUGAAUAUAGAAAAGCUAAUUUAACUUUCAAAAUACAUCAAGAUAUUAUAACAAAAUAAUUUUUCAACAUGUUUUUUUGAUACAGAUGUUACUUUGUGUAUUCUGCUCACAAAAGUUUUCGUGUUUUAUGAAUUAUUUGAUAGAAUAGAAUAAAACAGAAAUAAUAAUACAGUAGAAAACUGGAAUAUCAUCACUAUGAUCUAGUCAAGUAACUAGUAACAGAAGCUUAUUAAAAACUGUUUAUAUAGAUUGCGUAAACACAUAUCAAUAUUAUAUGUAUCAUUAUUAAUAUGACUAACAAAAUUCUAUUAGUUGCUUACUACAAAACAAUAUUUAUAAAAUAGGUUACGGAGAAUUUUGACUUUUUUUUCAUCCAAUAAUCAAAAAAAAAUCAAAAUACAAAAAAGAUAAAUGUUAUAAUAUGGAUGUACAUAAAGGAACUUUUUGCAAAACAGAUGAAUAAAAAUUCAACGGUUAUAUCAUUUAGAAUAGUCAGAUAUGUGAAACUGAACUUUUAAAGAAAAUUUACGAUUCGAUGUUUACAAGAUUGUAAUUAUAUACUUUAGCUGUCGACAAUGACUUAAUUAUAAAAGUGAUUAGUUUUGAAAAGUUGCUCUAUAUGCAUCAUUAUAGUGCCAUCUACCGAUUUUUUUCAUCUCUUCUUAUUACACUCAUAACUAACGAUUAAAAAUUUAGGCUAUGACGAUUUUGAACUAUAAAGUAAUUUAAGGUUACCGUAUAUUCUGCAUAAUAGUUCUUUGUAAGGACUCUCUUACGAUCUUCCAUCCUGAAGAUAUGAAGAAGAAAACGCGUAAGGAAGAAAAAGUACGAACACGAUUUUGAUUUUUUGAUUUAUAUUACCGUUUGCCCUUAUUCUAUUAAGUUACUAAUAGAAUUCGAUACUAUUAGUUUGGGAUUUUUCUCUCUUUUUCAUUAUAAUCUUUUCUUUCCUAUAUUUUUAUGACUUAAAUAUGAUGCUUAGAUAAGUUAGGAGUUGAAAUUUGUGGAUGUAAAAGAUGAAUUUAAUUCUCAUAUCUGUAUCCAUUCGACAAUAAAGAGCUAAAUAUUAAAUUCGACUUUGAUUUUUGCAUUUCUAAUUAUUCUCGUAAAUCCAGAAAAUCUUUAAACUCUACAGAGCUCCGUUAUCUCUAAUACUUAAAAGCGUUAUUUAUCUAUGAUGUAUACAUGAGACAAAACUUUGAAUAGGGCUUUAGGAAUUGUCAACAGACCAUCUGAUUUAUUUCUACUGUAAUUAGUAUGUUAAUUUUUUGUUUUAUUCUGUCAAUAUUAUCACUCUUGAAACAAAAAAAAAGUAUAUGUUACAAGAUAUGUUUCUAGUUGUUUACGGAUAGUAAAGGAUACUGCAGACUCUUUCAUGUAAAAAUUUAUGUAACUUAAAGAUGUAAUAAAAAAAUAUUAUUAAUUUGACCUUUGCAAGCGAGCAAAUACUGUAUAUGUAUUUUAAUGAAAUUGUAGGAGUUAUUUCACAUUAAAAUUAUUUUAGCAAGAUGAAAUACAUGAAACUUCAUUAAAAUACAUAAGCUUGAUGCC